AUGGCCUCUGCGGAUGGCGUCGACAUUCAGUCGUCCAAAGAUGUCACCACCGGCGGCGUCCAGGACGUCGAUGGCGGGGCAGGCGACUUCUCCCACGACCAGCGCCUGGUCAUUGAGAGCGCUCGAGCUGCCGCUGCCAAGGAGCAGUCAAUGACGCUGCUCCAGGGCAUCAAGCUGUAUCCCAAGGCCAUUGCGUGGAGCAUCCUCAUUUCCACCUGUAUUGUCAUGGAGGGCUACGACGUCAGCCUUGUAAACAACUUUUAUGCUUUCCCUCAAUUCAAUGAGAAAUACGGCGAGCUGUACCCAGACGGCACGUAUCAGGUGCCAGCCAGAUGGCAGUCUGGCUUGAGCAACGGUGCCACUGUCGGUGAAAUCAUUGGUCUCUUCAUCAACGGUUUCGUCUCUGAGAGAUUCGGAUACCGGAAAACUGUCAUGGGCUGCCUCAUCCUGGUUGCCGCCUUCACGGCCAUCUUCUUCACCGCGCCCAAUGUCGAGACGCUGCUGGUCGCCGAGAUCCUGUGCGGUAUCCCGUGGGGCAUCUUCCAGACAAUCACCGUCACCUACGCCUCCGAGGUCUGCCCCGUCGCCCUGCGAGGAUACCUGACCACCUAUGUCAACUUCUGCUGGGGCCUCGGCCAGGAAAUUGGCAUCGGCGUCAUCUACGCCAUGCUCAAGCGCAACGACGAGUGGGCGUACCGCAUCCCCUACGGCCUGCAGUGGAUGUGGCCGCUGCCGCUCUUCAUCGCCAUCUACUUUGCCCCCGAAUCGCCCUGGUGGCUCGUCCGCCAGGGCAAGGCUGAGGAGGCCAAGAAGUCCCUGCUCCGCCUGACGAGCCUGAACCGCGAGACGGACUUUGACGCCGACGAGACGGUGGCCAUGAUGGUCCACACGACGGCCCUCGAGGAGAAGAUGACAGCCGGCGCCACGUACUGGGACUGCUUCAAGGGAGUCGACCUGCGCCGCACCGAGAUUGUGUGCAUGACGUGGGCCAUCCAGAACCUCAGCGGCAAUGCCUUCUCCAACUACUCCACCUACUUUCUGCAGCAGGCCGGCCUGUCCACCAAGGACUCGUACUCGUUCGCCCUCGGCCAGUACGCCAUCAACAUGGUCGGCGUCUUUGGCGCCUGGGGCCUGAUGACGAUGGGCGUCGGCCGUCGCUCGCUGUACCUCUACGGCCUCUGCGGCCUGUGCAGUAUGCUCUUCAUUCUGGGCUUCCUGGGCCUGGUCCCCGAGUCGCACAGGAGAGAGGGCUCGCUCGCCACCGGCAGCAUCAUGGUUGUUUGGGCCCUCUUCUACCAGCUCACCGUCGGCACCGUGUGCUACUCCCUUGUCGGCGAGCUCUCUUCCCGCAGGCUGCAGAUCAAGACGGUUGUGCUGGCACGAAACCUUUACAACAUUGUGGGCAUCGUCACCAACGUCCUGACGCCAUACAUGCUGAAUCCCAAGGCUUGGGACUGGAGCAAUUACACCGGCUUCUUCUGGGGCGGAAUCUGCUUCUGCUGCAUCGUCUACACCUACUUCCGCCUCCCCGAGCCCCGCGGCCGCACCUUUGCCGAGCUCGACGUGCUCUUUGAGAAGAAGAUUCCCGCGCGCAAGUUUUCCUCCACAAAGGUAGACGUAUUCCACGAGUCCAUUGACGAAAAGGUCAUGCACCAGUACGAUGGCAUCAUGAAGACGCACGUGGAAAAGAUUUCAUUUGUUUGA
Messenger RNA from Trichoderma reesei QM6a, 1704 nucleotides. RefSeq names its product maltose permease. The record is from RefSeq and is a predicted model, not a curated record. Gene Ontology annotation, cellular component: membrane. Gene Ontology annotation, molecular function: carbohydrate:proton symporter activity. NCBI's taxonomy places the organism in Eukaryota, Fungi, Ascomycota, Sordariomycetes, Hypocreales, Hypocreaceae. Gene Ontology annotation, biological process: transmembrane transport; carbohydrate transport. The coding region runs from base 1 to 1704 and encodes 567 amino acids. The transcript is spliced from 5 exons.